ACACAAAAGUAUUUUUGGUGGAAUAUCAUACGCUAUUGGGCUGAUGGACCUUCGUUAAAGCUCCAAUGCUUCUACUUCCGAGAUAUCGAAACUCGGGGUACAUCAAGCAUAUUGAUCUGUUAACAAACCGAAUCGUUUUCCCAUCUAGCUUCUCAGGAAGAAACCCAACGAGGCAUUCGAGCAUACAAAUUGCUCCACUUACAACCAUGGCCGCGAAUAAUUCACAAUUCAAAAACGAGAAAAAGCCUCCUCUCACACACUUCUUGUGUCUGCCUCUUGUGUCGGAGACUUCACUACCGUUACUAGAAAACUCAAUCAAUAAAUUCAAGCACGACCUGCUACUCGCUCAAAAGGCCGGCGGUGAUCAUCCAUCAGAAUGGCUCCCACCGUUGUUCCCGGACUCUGCGAUUCGACCGCUGGGUACUGUGCAUCUGACUCUGGGUGUCAUGAGUCUCACAUCACCGACACGAGUGGAUGAAGCCGUGGAUUUUCUCAAAUCGCUCAAAGUGCACGAGAUAUUGCAGGAAGUGCAGUCCGAACUCAAAGAUCAAAACAAUACUGCACAGGACUUCAAUAACCCAAUAUCCGUCUCGUUAGAGUCUCUGAGCCCACUACCGAAAGCAAAAGUGGCAACUGUCUUAUAUGCCAGUCCAGUUGAUCCAACAUCGCGACUAUAUCCGUUCGCAGUCAAAAUACGCCAGGCCUUUGUUGAUGCAGGAUUCAUCGAGCAGGAUGUCAUCAAACAGAGGCCGAAGAAACACAAAGCCAGCAACCAGGCAUCAAACAACGAGGAUACCACUAAUAAUAAUAACAAUAACAACGGAACUAUCCUUGCUGCAGAAGUCGCGGAAGAAAGCAUAAUACAGCAGAAGCCCAAAUACAGACCGUUGUUAUUACAUGCCACGCUUGUCAAUACGAUAUAUGCUCGCGGCGGACGAAUAAAAAGGGGUCACAAACGUGCGGGACCCUUGACGUUUGAUGCACGAGAUCUUUUAGCAUGGUAUCGCGAUUAUUAUACGGAUGGUACAUGCACGCAGGAGAAGCAUCAACUUCCAGUUGACGACGAUGAUGCGGGACAUAGUCAAGAAGAUACUGAUUCUACUUCUCGCUCGUCAGAUGAAGAAGCUCAUCCUUCUAAAAGCGUGGAUAAAUUACAGCAAGGGCACGACUCGGACAGUCCCAGACGCCCAUUUGUGUGGGCGAGUCAUGUUCCGAUUGAGAAGCUAUGUAUAUGCGAAAUGGGUGCUAAGACACUGACCGAAGAAGAUAAUCAUUUAGCAGCGAGAUUGGGCCAGGAAUAUCGUGUUGUUGCGGAGAGGAAGUUGUUCUAG
Messenger RNA from Talaromyces stipitatus ATCC 10500, 1331 nucleotides. RefSeq lists its product as uncharacterized. The record is from RefSeq and is a predicted model, not a curated record. Gene Ontology annotation, cellular component: nucleus. NCBI's taxonomy places the organism in Eukaryota, Fungi, Ascomycota, Eurotiomycetes, Eurotiales, Trichocomaceae. Gene Ontology annotation, biological process: DNA alkylation repair; regulation of DNA-templated transcription. Bases 66 to 1331 code for a protein of 421 amino acids. The transcript has 2 exons.